AAUGGUCUUCGGAGGCGGGACAACACGGCAGGAACUGACUGUACAUUAGUUAGCUCAUGAGGAGUAAAAAAAACUGUAACGUUGUAUCAGUUUAUUAACAAAGUAAAAGGCGGUUUGCCUUCAGCGGAAGGUGUGUUAAUCGACCUCUCAAAACCUCCUUUUAUGUUUGCUCGUCUUUAGUGUCCAGCAACCAGAAUGCAGAAGGUGUGUAGCCAAUGUUAGCUCAAGUAUGCUAACGAUUACUACUUGCUAACUUAGCUAACAAGUAAACAUGCUACAGCAAUUAGCCUCACACUCUCGGACACACGGCCGCGAAUGAAAGACAACGUGGUGUGAGGAUUCGUAUUGUGGUGCUCAAACAAGCGGGGGAUGAAGAAGUGGAACUGGCGAGAAGGGCAGCGACCGUACCGGCGACAAGGUGCUGGUCAACGCCACGGCUGGUACAGAGGCAACCGGCAAAGAUCAACACAGGACGAGCGACAUAUGGACACACAUUCGAGGUCUGGACAUAAUGAUGCAGGGCCAUCAUUAAGAACAUCUCAGAGGGGAUAUGAAAACCAGUCCUCCUCUUCCACGUCCUCCCCUUCCACGUCCUCCUCGACUUCCUCUUCCUCCUCCUCCAAGGCCAGUAGUGCUGCACCAGAGCUGCCUGGUUUCUAUUUUGACCCCGAGAAAAAUCGUUACUUCCGCCUGUUGCCGGGACACAACAACUGUAACCCACUGACCAGAGAGCAGCUGCAGGAGAAGGAAAGAGAGAAACAGAGAAACAAGAUGCUCGCGGAGGAUGAAAAGCCCAGAAAAAAAGCACCAAGAACGGGACUGAACACUUCACUGCUGCUGCAGAAAAGACACCUUGGCCUGUUACCAGAGAACUCCUAUUGCAGGCUGGUUCAUGAGGUUAAGGUCAGUGGAAUGAGACGCCACAAACUAGAGAUCCAGAGCACGGACAACAGCAACCCCAACACCGACAACUUCAGACUCAUAGUGGGGGACUCGGCUUGUGAGCGAGUGUUUACUGUCAAUGAUGUGUCGCACGGAGGCUGCAAGUACGGCAUCAUGAACUUCAGCAGCAGCAGCAGGGGAUCUCUGUCCGUGGAAAUGUGUGACAACCUCUACUUCACCAACCGCAAGGUAAAUUCCAUAUGCUGGGCCUCAGUCAACUACCCAGACUCCCACGUCUUGCUGUGUCUGGUAGGAGUGGCGGACACCCCUGGCUGUGUCAGUUUACUUCCUGCUUCCCUCUUCAGCAACUCCAACCCAGACCAGCCCGGGAUGCUGUGUAGCUUUAAGAUAUCCUCAGCCUGGUCUUGUGCUUGGUGUCUCAACCCCCAGUUUGACAAGACGUUCAGCACAGGCCUGUCUCGUAGGGUGAUAGUGAAAGAUGCAGAGACGGGCCGAACGCAGACAUACAGCACUGGCAGUGAUGUCUUGGCUCAGCAGUUUGCCCUUAGGGUCCCGGUGCUGUUCAAUGGAUGUCGUUCAGGGGAGAUCUUCAGCAUUGACCUGCGGCAGCGCGGCCGCCGGGAUCAAAGCUGGAAGGCCAGCCGCUUCCAUCAAGAGUCAGCCAUCACCUCCGUACGCGUCCUGCAGGAUGAGAACUACCUGCUUGCUGCUGACAUGCUGGGCCAGAUUAAGUUGUGGGAUGUUCGGGUGACAAAGCCAGUACAGGAGUACAAAGGGCACUAUAAUGAACAUGCCUACCUUCCCAUCCACGUCAAUGAGCCUGAGGGGCUUUUGUUGGCAGUUGGUCAGGAUUGCUACACAAGAUUAUGGAGCCUAAAAGAUGGCCACCUACUGAGGACUAUUCCAUCACCGCACCCGACCGCAAACGACCUGAUCCCGAGCGUCGUUUUCUCCUCCAAGUUGGGCGGCUGCAGGGGGCUCCCCGGCCUGCUCAUGGCCGUCAAACACGACCUUUACUACUUCCCAUACAACACCGACUACCAGGAAGGAGGAAAGCAGCAGGCUGGCUUUUAGAGAAAGACUGAAAAUGCUUCAUCUCACAAAUUUCUGAAAACAAGGACACCGCAUUUGUUUUGUCAAAUGUAUGAAUGGGGGUUAUAAUCAUAUACAAAAUCUAUUGGUAUUUUAUAAUUGAAAGGGAUUGGCCAGUAUGUAGUUCAUUUCCACAAAGUUGUACCGAACCUUUGAUUGGGAAGAUGAGCUCAGAAGAGUUGCAUUGAAGUCUCAGGGGAAUGUUAUUUUUGACUGUUUGUGCCAAAAGGAAAUAGAAGUGCUAAAUACAGUACACAGUGCACACAAUUACUACAGAAUAAAUAGUGCUUUCUGUAACCUUUACAAAAAGUGCACUUAUGGCAUGAUUGAUGACUUUAAUUUCUAAUGUAAUUUAGGAUGCCUCUGAUCUGAAUUCGAAAGGGACUUUAUACUGUAUACUGUAAAUCAACACAUUUUCUAAUUGUCAUUGAAUGACAAAAUGGUGAUCUGUUGCAAUGUAUUUGCUCCUAAAUAACACACACACACAAAGACUACGUUUCUGCAGUUUAAUACAUACUGUAUGAGCAUACAUGAACAUAAAGGUAUUGAUUUGU
Messenger RNA from Dicentrarchus labrax (European seabass), 2549 nucleotides. RefSeq names its product WD repeat domain 21 (gene wdr21). Gene Ontology annotation, cellular component: Cul4-RING E3 ubiquitin ligase complex. The transcript has 13 exons. The record is from RefSeq and is a predicted model, not a curated record. Gene Ontology annotation, molecular function: protein binding. The coding region runs from base 370 to 1977 and encodes 535 amino acids. NCBI's taxonomy places the organism in Eukaryota, Metazoa, Chordata, Actinopteri, Moronidae.